UUCCUCCUGCUCCUCGGUGCGCCUUUGCGCUGCGCUCUGGCUAGGGCGCACGCCUUGGAGAGGGCUGCCUGGCGCUGCGCCCUGUUGCUGGCGAGGAAGGGGGCGCUCCUUUCGCUCCCGUUCCUCCUGCCUGCCUGGCCUCACAGCCAGCUAGCUAGCCGCGCUGGGCUCCUGCGCUCUCCCACGCGCCCUCGCCGCCGCCUCCUCCUCGGUCUCCGUCUCUCUUUCUCCGCUCAGAUGUUCCAAGGCAAGAUGAACAAGCCCCGCAGCGGCCAGCCCGAGCGGAGGGGCUCGGCGGUGGCGCCUCUCCGGGACUGCCCCGACCAGCCGCCGCCGCCGAAGGACGUGGAGCUCAUCCUGGUGAAGGAGCAGAACGGCGUGCAAUACACCAGCAGCGCCCUGCUGGAGCGCGGCAGCCCCGGCUACAGCGCCGCCGAGCCCGGCCGCGAGACGUGGGGCAAGAAGAUCGACUUCCUCCUCUCGGUCAUCGGCUUCUCGGUGGACCUGGCCAACGUCUGGCGCUUCCCUUACCUCUGCUACAAGAACGGCGGCGGUGCCUUCCUCAUCCCUUACAUCCUGUUCCUCAUCAUCGCCGGAAUGCCCUUGUUCUACAUGGAACUAGCCCUGGGCCAGUAUAACAGAGAAGGGGCCGCCACUGUCUGGAAGAUCUGCCCGCUUUUUAAAGGUGUAGGCUAUGCUGUGAUUCUCAUAGCUCUUUACGUGGGUUUCUACUACAACGUUAUCAUAGCUUGGUCUCUGUAUUAUCUGUUUGCAUCAUUCACAAUGGAGGCCCUGCCUUGGACGAGGUGUGGCAACCCUUGGAACAGCCCUAACUGCACCAACCCCAAGCUCAUCAAUGCCUCGGCCUUUGCCUCGGGCAUCACGUACUCCAAGUACAAGAUUACGCCGGCAGCUGAAUUUUAUGAACGGCGAGUCCUACAUCUUCACGAAAGUCCUGGGAUCCAUAAUGUUGGCCUGCCCAGAUGGCAGCUCACCCUGUGCCUCCUGGUGGUGGUGGUUGUUCUUUUCUUUAGUCUGUGGAAAGGCGUGAAGACUUCAGGAAAGGUAGUCUGGAUCACAGCCACACUGCCUUAUGUCGUAUUGUCUGUACUGUUAAUCCAUGGACUAACUUUGCCAGGUGCCUAUGAUGGAAUAAGAGCAUACCUGGAUAUAGAUUUCGAAAGAUUAAAAGAACCCACAGUAUGGAUUGAUGCAGCCACGCAGAUAUUUUACUCCUUGGGAGCCGGGUUUGGAGUCCUAAUUGCUUUUGCCAGCUACAAUAAGUUUGACAACAACUGUUACAGGGAUGCUUUGAUGACCAGCACCAUUAACUGUGUCACCAGCUUCAUCUCAGGAUUUGCCAUAUUUUCCAUCUUAGGCUACAUGGCGCAUGAGUACAACGUCCGGAUAAAAGAUGUGGCCACUGAAGGAGCUGGACUGGUUUUCAUUCUUUAUCCAGAAGCAAUUGCGACUCUUAAAGGAUCAACAUUUUGGGCAGUGGUGUUCUUCAUAAUGCUGCUCACAUUGGGCAUCGAUAGUUCUAUGGGUGGCAUGGAAGCCGUCAUCACGGGCUUAGCGGAUGACUUCCACAUCCUGAAGAGACACCGGAAGUUAUUCACCUUUGGGGUCUCCUUUGGUACCUUCCUUCUUGCCCUUUUCUGCAUUACAAAUGGUGGAAUCUAUGUGCUUACUCUGCUGGAUACAUUUGCUGCUGGGACAUCCAUCUUGUUUGCUGUUUUGAUGGAAGCCAUCGGAGUGUCCUGGUUUUAUGGUGUGGACAGAUUCAGUGAAGACAUACAGCAGAUGAUGGGCUUCAAACCAGGUCUCUAUUGGAGACUGUGUUGGAAAUUUGUUAGCCCUGCAUUUUUAUUGUUUGUGGUAAUAGUCAGUAUUAUAAAUUCCAAACCUCUGACCUAUGAUGAGUACGUCUUCCCACCUUGGGCCAAUUACGUUGGAUGGGGGGUAGCAUCGUCUUCAAUGAUCCUUGUGCCUGCAUACGCUCUGUAUAAAUUACUGAAGGCGCGGGGGACCUUUAAACAAAGACUUGCUUACUGCAUCACACCAAAGAAUGAGCACAAUCUUGUAGCACAGGGGAACGUCCGACAGUUUAAGCUCCAACACUGGUUGUCUAUAUGAUGACUGAGAAAUACAAUGGGAAAAGCCAAUACGUAAUAAAGCUGAUUGGGAAUACCUGAGAAGUCACCAUCAAAGCCCUCGAUUGUGCUCGGCUCUGGUUGACUGGCAGGCUCAGAAGAUCAUCUCCAGAUUUCUUUGGGUGAAGAUUAAUCUUGCGCUCUCUACCCGAUCGUUCUGUUUUUCCAAUGAACUUCCCGGAUGACUUCUGGUUUUCAUUUUUGUUUGACUCGCUUUCCGUGUGCUGCCACUGAUCCUGACCCAAAGUGUCAUAUUUGCUAGUGAAAGAAACAAAGAUGGAUGGAUUAUUAUUUUUUAAAAUCUGCAUUUAAAUGAAGGCGUCUGGGACAGAGAUCAAGAGGUUGUUUUUAAACUUUUCUAAGAAACAAAAAUCAGUACAUCUGACAUGGUUUGGGUUAGAUUCUGCAAGUGGUAGCUUGCUGUCAAAAAGGUGUACAUCGGCAGAUUCACACAUGCAUAUGCAUCAUCAUCAUCUGAUGACAUCAAGUGGUGACUUGCUUGUGUGAAUUAGACAUCAUGGAUCUAAUAUUGCAGAUGCAACGCUGGUGCCAUUUCCAAAGCAGUGCUUUUCCACAAUUGUCAAGAAUGUGAUCUUUGCUGCAUACCUGUUUGUGCCAUUUCUCUACACCUUGAAAAGUGGCCAGGGAUGGGAUUAAAUUUCAAGUUCUUGCAUCCAA
Molecule: messenger RNA, 2831 nt
Organism: Hemicordylus capensis (graceful crag lizard)
Lineage: Eukaryota; Metazoa; Chordata; Lepidosauria; Squamata; Cordylidae
Gene: SLC6A2
Product: solute carrier family 6 member 2
Exons: 14
Coding region: 238-2136 (632 amino acids)
Biological process (GO): sodium ion transmembrane transport; dopamine uptake involved in synaptic transmission
Cellular component (GO): neuron projection; presynaptic membrane; neuronal cell body membrane
Molecular function (GO): norepinephrine:sodium symporter activity; dopamine:sodium symporter activity
Source: RefSeq, a predicted model, not a curated record